CAAACCUCUAUAUACUUCAACUCCAUCUUUGCAACAUCGCUGUAGAAUAACUAUAAACAAAUGUACAAAUAAGAUCUUGGAACUGCCUUUACCAACAAGAUUAAAAGAGUACUUGAAAGAGUAUCAAUACCAGCUCUGGGUGUGGUACUUUCAUGUGGCUGAGCACACACUUACGAUGGAAGUCAAUACCUCCACUGAAUAAUGAGUCCAAAUGUUUGUUACAAAACCCCAACGGAUUUCAGGGGUGAGAUGAAAAUUCCAUUGCUGGUGAAGAAGUGUAUAGUAGUGGCUGCCUCAGUGGGCUACGUCUCAAGACAAGACUGCUUCUAUGAAGAGCAGCAGAUGGAUGCCAGAGACAAGCAGGUUCUGCGCUCCCUGCGGCUGGUGCUCUGCUCAGAGGUGCUGGUGGAGGGGCUCAUCAUUCACUAUCUCUACCAGGAAGGCGUUCUAACAGAAAACCACCUUCAAGAAAUAAAGUCCCAAGCCACCAAUCACAGAAAAACCAUGAUGCUUCUAGAUAUCCUUCCUACCAGAGGACCCAAGGCCUUUCGGACGUUCUUAGAUUCCUUACAGGAGUUUCCAUGGGUGAGAGACCAGUUGGAGAGAACGCGUAAGGAAAUUAUGGCAGAGGAUCUUGUAGGAAUGAUGCCUUAGGCAAGACCUCUAUGGCUCCAAAAGAGAGAGUUCAACGUCUGCCAUCUUGGAUUACCUCCAGAGCUGAAAGCAUUAGUCUCUACACCUUGAGCUAAAGAGCCCAGCUCUGAAGCUAGGGACUGUAAUAUGCUUGCCUUCUCUGAGGGUUGGGUACAGAGGGGAACAAAGCACACUGAACUGUAGGUCACACAUGCCUACCUAUUUCCUCCUUGAAAGGUUCAAAGCUCCUGGUCAGAUUCUUCAAGUGUUGCAACCAUCCAUUCUGGGGAUAGAAACACUGAUUUCUAUGACAAGUCACAACUAAGCAGCUUGAAUUUAGAAUGAUAUUGUUCGUGAUCGAGCUACAGACUUAAAAAAAGGUGUACAAAUAUUCCAGGGAUCAGUAUCUAUUUAAUUAAAGCUAUUGUAAUAAUUGGAUUCCUAAGAUUAAACUCCUCCAAAGUUGCUCUUUCAAGUCCUUUAAGGUUCCCUGAACAAAAGAGUGGGGAAAGCACUAGUUGCUUCUUGUGCAGGGAACACAUAAAUCACCAGCAUGUACAUUUUCUAAGCAACCUGCUAAAAUAAAUUUAAAAUUUGCUGGUACAAUAGAACUUCCCUGUUUUAUUAGCUCAAGAACCACUGUUCUUGCCUUUCUCAGUACAUUUAAGUUAAGUGCUCACUGCAAAAAUUGUGAACAAGGUUUUACACACAUGACCAUUGUGUUUGUGUCAAAAAAGAGCCUUCUCCCUUCUAGAGACAGAUAUCUGAAUGUUAGACUCCAGCAGGUGUUAAGGAUAGAUAUGAAAUUAUGUAUCUGAAUUUUCACUAAAAUCAGGAGUUGGAGACAGUGGAUACAACUGAAAUCAAUAGUUUUGGAGUGUAUGAAUUUUCAUCUGUCAUAACGUUACUUGUUUUUUAGUCACUUGUUUUGUCAUUUUUAAUAUGUUAGUAUUUUAAUACUUGUCAUUGUUUGAUAGUGAAUAAGUAUAGAACUUUGGCUUGCUGCAAUUAAUUGUAACUGCAAAUGGAAACAUGACUAUUAUGGUCAAAUGGCAUAUACAUAAUCUUACUGUUUGCAUCCUGCAAAUGUACCAUGCUGCUUUUCACAAACAGAUUUUACUUUAAACAAUCUAUAGGAAUGCAUCUGUAAAAGACAUGACAUAAUGACUAGUCCUAAAUUGGUACUCUAAGGUUCAGUAAACAAAUUUGCAUUUAACUAUGCAGUGGUUUCUGUCUCAAAGAAAACACAUACUGUAAUCAAGCUAGUGGCUUAUAAUAGUGGCUUAACAGAGGGACUUACAUCAAGGAAUUGAAACCAGUUGUAGUAAAAGUUGAUGAUGCUGUCUGGAUUUAAUCAACCUAGCUAUUUAUUAGAAAAGCCACUGGCUGAUUUAACAGUUCACAUGAAAAAAAAAAAUGUGGCACCUUUCUGGAAAAAAAAAUUUCUUAACUGCUUGAUUUAAUAAUACAAAUCUACUGUAAAGUCUUAAGAAUGUUUCUGGCAAGUCUGUUUUUUUUCUUUCACAAAAAAGGACAUCUUAAAGCUAAUUAGUUCUAGUACAAGUCUUCAGAAAAGUCUAGUUACAAGAGGGAAAGAACAUGUUUUUAUUUACCAGAUUUUAGUAAAAUAAAUGAAUGAACACAUGUUUCUAUCACAAUGUUUCACAAUGUUUCUACAUCUGAAUUAAAAUUAAACCAAAACUUAUUUUUUAUCAUGCAUUGCAAAUAAUUUACAAUAAUCCUUUUGGGUAUUUAUAGCAAAUAAUUACCUUUUUU
Molecule: messenger RNA, 2409 nt
Organism: Chelonia mydas (Green sea turtle)
Lineage: Eukaryota; Metazoa; Chordata; Testudines; Cheloniidae
Gene: CRADD
Product: CASP2 and RIPK1 domain containing adaptor with death domain
Exons: 5
Coding region: 202-654 (150 amino acids)
Biological process (GO): regulation of apoptotic process; signal transduction
Molecular function (GO): death domain binding; protease binding
Source: RefSeq, a predicted model, not a curated record